Molecule: messenger RNA, 2346 nt
Organism: Danaus chrysippus (African queen)
Lineage: Eukaryota; Metazoa; Arthropoda; Insecta; Lepidoptera; Nymphalidae
Source: the annotation of a GenBank genome assembly
AUGGAUUCCACUGAGGUAUUAGAAGACAAGGACAGCGGUCCUGAGGUCCAGCUUAAUUUACCCGGUUCUGUUAUGAGCCGGAUAGAAGAAUUAAUGGGAGGAACGGAACAGUUCGAUAGUGAAGAAUUUGACGCCGUAGCCUACAUCAACCGUGUAUUCCCUACUGAACAGUCGCUAUCAGGAGUGGAAUCAGCGGCAGCCCGUUGUGAGUUUCGUCUAGCCAGUGUACAGCAUGACAUUCGGAGGCUGGUCCGUGCACAGCAUGAUCAGCGAAUGGCCGGACACGAAGCAUUACUUGACGCUCAGAAAUGUAUUGCUGAACUGGCUUUACAGGUCGCAGAUAUAAACAAAAAAGCUGAACGAAGUGAAAGCAUGGUCCGCGAAAUAACAUCGGAGAUCAAACAACUGGACUGUGCCAAGUGGAACCUGACCGGAGCCAUCACAGCCUUGAAUCAUCUACAUAUGUUGGCUGGUGGGGCCGCGUCGCUCAGGACCUUGGCUGAUAAUAGACGUUACAAGGAACUGGUGUUGCCAUUGCAAGCUAUUAUGGAGGUGUUAGAUCAGCUUCAAUGCUACCGGGAUAUUAAAGAACUGAACGCCUUGAGGGAGGAGGUGCUCGGCAUCAGGACGAUGCUGGCUCAGCAGAUAUUAGCUGACUUCAAAGAAGCCCUGACUGGUGGUGGUAAGAGUAGCGUAUCUCCUCGCAUGCUGGCGGAGGCGUGCGGCGUAGUGGAUGUACUGGAACCGAGCGUCAGAAAGGAACUACUCAAAUGGUUCAUUGAUAUGCAACUACAGGAGUACGAGCACUUAUUCUCUCCGGAGCAGGAGCAGGCGUGGGUGUGUCACGUGGAGCGUCGCUACACCUGGCUCAAGAAACACCUGCUGAGGUUCGAAGAGUCCCUCGCGCUGACAUUCCCUCCCGCCUGGAGGAUGAGCGAGCGACUGGCGCAUCGGUUCUGUAAGGUGACACACAAGGCUCUCAGUGACCUGCUACAGGCUCGGCGAAGUGAGCUGGAUGUCAAGUUGUUAUUGUAUGCUAUACAGAAGACUUAUAACUUUGAAGUGUUAUUGCACAAGAGAUUUAUAGGUACGGAUGUCGGUAGUGAUGCCGUGGAUCUGUCUCCUGAACAUCAGCUUGUGUUUGAUGAUGAAGAAACGGGUGUUGUUCUCCGUCAAGGCUCCCCGUGGGUGGGUCUGAUCGGCUCGUGUUUCGAGUCCCACCUGUCGCUGUACAUCACCAGCCUGGACGCGAACCUGCGGGGGCUCAUGGACAGGUUCAUACAGGAUGCCAAAAGUCCAGAUAGCGUGUCGAGCGCGGUGGGCAGCGGCGCGGGUGCUGUUAUGUCCUCGUGUGCGGACCUGUUCCUGUUUUAUAAGAAGUGUCUGGCUCAGUGUGCGACGCUCUCUACUGGAGAACCUAUGUUAGAGUUGUCCACGGUGUUUUCGUCGUAUCUCCGUGAGUACGCAGGCAGCGUGUUGUCCUCCGCCCUGCCGCGCGCCGCGCCUGCCCUGCCCGCCCUCGUCACGGGACUACACACACUGCUAAGAGAUGAUGCUGUUAGGUACACGAAGCAGGAGAUCGCUAAAAUAACGAGCGUGAUCACGACCUCCGAGUACUGUUUGGAAACGACCGUACACUUGGAACAGAAGUUAAAGGAAAAGAUAUCACCAGCACUAGUUGAUAAGAUAGACCUGGCGCCCGAGCAGGACCUGUUCCACAAGAUGAUCAGCAACUGCAUCCAGCUUUUAGUCCAAGACCUGGAAAUAGCUUGCGAACCAGCGCUUCAAGCCAUGACCAAGAUAUCCUGGCUGCAUUAUGACAACGUGGGCGAUCAGAGCUCAUACGUAACGCAAAUAAUCAUGCACCUAAAGAAUACAGUCCCCAAUUUGAGAGACAACCUCGCUUCUUCAAGGAAAUACUUCACGCAGUUCUGCAUAAGAUUCGCGAACUCAUUCAUACCUAAAUUCAUACAAAAUAUAUAUAAAUGCAAACCGAUUUCAACUGUGGGUUCUGAGCAAUUAUUGCUAGAUACUCAUAUGUUGAAGACGGCGUUAUUAGAACUGCCAUCUAUUGGGUCAGAGGUGAAACGCCAAGCGCCCACCACGUACACGAAAGUCGUCAUAAAACUGAUGACGAAAGCGGAGAUGAUAUUAAAACUAGUGAUGGCGCCACUGGACGGAAAUUUGGAAGGCUUCGUCUCUCAAUUCGUUCAGCUGUUACCAGAAAGCACUUUGGCUGAAUUCCACAAAGUCUUGGACAUGAAGGGAGCCAAACUGACCAAGACGCAACAAACCUCUUUAGACGCACUAUUCAAAGAGACCACUAAGACUGUACAAAAUAAAUAA